Molecule: messenger RNA, 1046 nt
Organism: Vigna umbellata (rice bean)
Lineage: Eukaryota; Viridiplantae; Streptophyta; Magnoliopsida; Fabales; Fabaceae
Source: RefSeq, a predicted model, not a curated record
UGUCUACUCUUUAACACAUAUUAAGAUAUUUUUGAUUUCGACAUCCGUUUCUUAAAGUUUGGAAUUUGUGACCGAGUUUUUUUCAUUGGUCAGUAAAUUAUUAUGUGGGGUUCAAAAAUGUGUCAAAGGUUUGCUUUUGAUCAUAUUUUGAGCUGUUGCAGUCAAUUCUGUGGCGAACCUUAGCAUGCACUGUGCAUAUUAUUUUGGGCCCAGAUGCUGGUUUCUGAACCUUAGUGGAUUUAGUUGGCCGAGUUGUUUGCUAAUGUAUCUUUGUUCUGUUUUUGUUUCAGAUUUUUCUGCAUCAACCUGUUGAAGACUUCUUUUUGGCCAUUUAUCUUGAUUGAUCAUUUUAGAGUGGUGCGGAAUAUGAAUGAAAAGGAAAUUGGUUGGAAUUGGUGAAAAUUGUGAUUCAAGUGCCUAGAUGAAGACAGUAAAAGAUUUGCGCCUAGGCGCGGGCGAUGUGCAGAUCCUGCCUGGGUCUCGUCAUCGUCCUCCUAUGAAGAAGCCAAUGUGGAUUAUUGUCUUGGUUUUAUUCGUAUGCGUGUUUCUAAUAUGUGCUUAUAUCUACCCACCAAAAAGCAGUUCUGCUUGCUACAUCUUUUCUUCUGAAAAUUGCCGGUCAAUUACUGAUUGGCUUCCACCAGCUCCUGCAAGGGAAUACACAGAUGAAGAGAUUGCAUCACGAGCUGUUGUUAGGGAUAUUUUGAAAACACCUCUAGCACUUUCAAAGAAUCCGAAAAUCGCCUUCAUGUUUCUGUCACCUGGUUCUCUACCAUUUGAAAGAUUAUGGGAUAAAUUUUUUCAAGGACAUGAAGGGAAAUUCUCAGUAUAUGUGCAUGCAUCUAAGACUAAACCAAUUCAUGUGAGCCGUUAUUUUGUUGACCGGGAUAUACGAAGUGCUCAGGUGGUGUGGGGUAAAAUAUCUAUGGUUAAUGCAGAACGACGACUACUGGCAAAUGCUUUACAAGAUCCUGAUAACCAGCAAUUUGUUUUACUUUCUGAUAGGUAAAUAUGUGCCAUGAUAUUGCUUUUAAUUAUAUUCUUAU